This is a messenger RNA of Ctenopharyngodon idella (grass carp), 3301 nucleotides long. RefSeq names its product trophoblast glycoprotein-like (gene tpbg1a). Gene Ontology annotation, cellular component: plasma membrane. The transcript is spliced from 2 exons. The coding region runs from base 436 to 1365 and encodes 309 amino acids. Gene Ontology annotation, biological process: negative regulation of canonical Wnt signaling pathway. The record is from RefSeq and is a predicted model, not a curated record. Gene Ontology annotation, molecular function: protein binding. NCBI's taxonomy places the organism in Eukaryota, Metazoa, Chordata, Actinopteri, Cypriniformes, Xenocyprididae.
CUAGGUAAAACUGUUAGUAAUGAGCUCCUAGAGUGAGGAGGACAGUGUCAUACUACACGCGUGCUGCCUACUACAGCAUGUGCACUGACACUGAAGAGCGCAGCCCGUGAAGACGGUGAUCAGAUGCUCCGGACUGUGAGUGUGAGAGUUUGGAUGAUGCCGCCGGCUGUGCCGCUGACGCUUGUCUGCGCGAUGCUGUGCGUCUCCACAUGCGUCGCGUUGUGUCCGCCGCGCUGCGAGUGCUCUGAAAGUCAACAUACGGUGCGCUGCGCGUCUGCCGGGCUUUUCCGUAUCCCAGCCGCGAUCCCGAGCGACACGAGCAGCCUAAUCAUCACCGGAAACACGAUUCCCAGACUCGAUCACAGCGCGUUCAACGGACUGCAAAACGUCACCCACCUAAACCUAAGCAAUAAUGGGUAAGAAAAAAUAUGCAUUAUGGAGGUUGGAUCGCAUGCAUUCUCUUCUCUGCACAUGCUGCGUUCUCUAAUCCUGAACGACAACCAGCUGGUGCUCAUCCAUCCAGAGGCGUUCUCCGUGCCUGGAAGCCCCCUGCAGGAGCUCAUCCUCCGCUCGUCUCUCUACAACUACACAUCUCUGACUGACCUCAUCACCGCCCUGCGCUGGGGCGAGCUCACAAAUCUGCUGCGCCUCGACCUGUCGGGCAACCGCCUUGUCCUCUUACCCCCGGGGAUGUUCGCUCCUCUGCCGAACCUGCAGCAUCUCCAUCUAAACAACAACUCUCUGGUGGCCGUCUACAACAGCACUUUCUCUGGUAUUGAUCAACUUUUGGAGCUGGACUUGACCAGAAAUGCGUUUAGAACUAUCAACGAUGAGGGUCUUCACGAGUUGGAGCGACUCGGUCGGGUCCAUCUGCUGUUGGGUCAGAAUCCUUACGUGUGCACGUGUGAAGCGCAAGAGUUUGCGAACUGGCUAAAUAGUUCAAAGGUCAGGGUGGGCGAUGCGGACAAGCUGUAUUGCGAGUUCCCCGCAGCGCUGCGUGACGUGUCUUUGCGCGUUCUCAGUGCACAGGCAUUGGGGUGUUACGGUAAGCCGUACGAAGAGAUUAUCGACUUGUCCCUACAUACUUCCUACGUGUUCCUUGGAUUAGUGCUGGGAUUCGUUGGCAUGGUCUUUCUACUUGUCGUCUACCUCAACAGAAAGGGUAUCAAGAAAUGGAUCACAGACAUACAUGAAGCAUGCCGAGAUGUGCUGGAGGGGUAUCAUUACCGUUAUGAAAUUGACUCUGACCCACGACUGGGGCGUGUUCCAAACAUUAACCAGGGUCGGCCUCGAAAUGACCCGCAUUUGGGGCACAUCCCUUCUGACGCCCGUAUCACACAGAUGCCGUCGGAUGUGACUCUAUAACUGGACUGCAAAUUGCUGCACAAUGAACCCAUUUUUUAUAGAAAUGUUUAUAGGUAUUAUGUCCUGAUAUUUCAGUCUGUAGCAAAGUGGAAAAAUCAAGGAAAAUCAUUUGUCAUUGAGACUAGUGGUCAGCAGAUAUUAUUAACUAGAGAGAUGGCUGGCUGAUGGCUUAUGUAAUGCCAAUUUAUGCAUGAUGUAGGCUAAUACAAUAUAUAUUUAUUAUAUACAAUAUAUAUUUGACCAGUGCAAUAUGAGUCAGCGCAAUUUUUGGUCUGUUUUCCACCAGGAGAAAUUGUAAAAAAUUGCAAAAUUGCAAAAAAUGCUGGGUUAAAAAAACAAAAAAACAAGUUGGGUUGAAAAUGGACAAACCCAGCGGUUGGGUAAAAUGUUUGCCCAACCUGCUGGGCAGUUUUAUUUAACCCAAGUACUGUUUAAACAAUAAUAAUCAAAAGGUAAACAUUUAUUAAUAAGCAAUUUAAUAAAUGUUUAUUGUUUCAUUAUUAUUGAAUAAUGUUCAUUUAUUAAGCAUAUUAAUGUUCAUUUCCAACAUACUUUGGGUUCAUUUUAAGCAAGCAAUACAGUAAUUUUUUAAACAAUAGAUGAGUUAAAUAAAACUACCCAGGAGGUUGGGCAAACAUUUAACCCAACUGCUGGGUUAAAACUACCCAAGCCCCAACUGGGUUUGUCCAAUUUCAACCCAACUUGGGUUGUUUUAAACCCAGCAUUUUUUAGAGUGUAUGUUUUAUCUACUAGAGACUGAAUUUGUGAAUGUGUAGGAUUUCACUAGCAUUAACCGACAUGGACUAAAAGCCACAAAACACAUGUACAUCUAUAUGCUGAAAUUAUAACUUUUUCACAAUAUUUACUAAAAUAUCUGAAAACUGUAUUAUCCAUUGACUGUUGAUUAUCAGCCAGUUUUAAUGAGCUCAAAACACCACCUGAUUUAUCAGUCUAUUGUUGUCUUUCCAAACUUUCUAAGGUUUAUAAGGAGACCUGAAGAUGCACUGAAUGACUUCUCAUGUGCAUCUAACCCUAUCUGACUGAAUUAUACUCUCCAUUAUAUUUCAUAACCUAUGCAGCAGAUUGAAACGCUGCUCUCCAUCACAUUAUGUGGUGCGGCCCACAGCAUUCGCUGCUAGAUUGCGUCCUCAAUAUUUCGCUACGGUUGAGGAAAGGAGGGAAAUGAAGGGGUGUAUUGGGGGAAAAUGGGGCACAAUGAAGGAUUUGGAGUCUAAUGUUCCCUGCGAGCACAUAGUGAAUCUUUCGUGUGCAUGUGUGCUUGCUAGAGCUUGGAACUAAUGACUGCAAUUGAUCAAGACCAGACAGCCCAUAUUAAUCUGUGUCUCCACUUUUGGCAAAGCAGUAUAUUACAGCAUGUUUGGGGGAAAAAACUUCACCCCUGGUGUGUGUGCAUACACAGUUAUAGCAUAAUAUUAAAACGUUGUCCACUCAAAGGAAACUAAAAUGCUUCUGUUGCUAUGUGAAACAGUGUCAGUGAAUCUGUAGUUCUCAUUUAGAGCAUUUAUUAUAGCCUAUAUGCAUCAUUCCACAGAGAAUACUUUAUACUUUUCAUAAAUGUACUAUUAUUUGGAGUUCCCACUGCUUUUGACCAAUCAAUUUCCAUGACAUUUUUAGUCAUUCAUGAUUAUUUGACAAGGAUUUUUAAAAGCCAUCUUCUCAGGAGGGAAUUCUUUACAGCUGAGCAUAACCAGAAACUCAAAAUUUAUAUAACUUUUUAAGAUUUCUAUUUGGUUUUUUUUUUUUUUAGAUCUGGGAAUCACGAUUUUAAAAUUUCCUGAUAUUUCCAGAAUUUCAAUGACCAUGGGAAUUCUUUCAUUCGGGACCUGUUUCAACGCCCAGGAACACAUUUUCCAUUUCUUUUCUAAUAUUGUUGAAAUUGCAUAUUUAUUUUUAUUUGAAUAGACUGCUACAUUUA